Messenger RNA from Eimeria mitis, 285 nucleotides. RefSeq lists its product as uncharacterized. The record is from RefSeq and is a predicted model, not a curated record. The transcript has a single exon. Bases 1 to 285 code for a protein of 94 amino acids. NCBI's taxonomy places the organism in Eukaryota, Apicomplexa, Conoidasida, Eucoccidiorida, Eimeriidae.
AUGGGGAGAACAACGAAGCUCUUGCUGGCCGGUGGUUCUUUCUUGUUGAUAGGAAUAUCGAUGGUGGGCAGCCUGGUGCCAGGAGGUCUCAUCGCAGGGCUCAUAAUUGCGGGUAUUGUUACAAUUCUAAUCCCUUUAAUAAAACGUGUUUCUUCGUUUGUUUCCGGUAAGACACCCGGUGGAGGCCGUGAAGAACCAGAAGAGGAAGAGGAGGCUGAGGCAGGUGGUGGUGGUGGUGCUGAAGAGGUGCCCAGAGGAGGAUACGCAGAGGAAGAAGAAGAGUAA